Exserohilum turcica Et28A is the source of this 2697-nucleotide messenger RNA. RefSeq lists its product as uncharacterized. The record is from RefSeq and is a predicted model, not a curated record. The transcript has 2 exons. Gene Ontology annotation, molecular function: calcium ion binding; calcium channel activity. Gene Ontology annotation, cellular component: membrane. Gene Ontology annotation, biological process: intracellular calcium ion homeostasis; calcium ion transmembrane transport. Lineage: Eukaryota; Fungi; Ascomycota; Dothideomycetes; Pleosporales; Pleosporaceae. Bases 1 to 2697 code for a protein of 898 amino acids.
AUGGAAAACCGCACGACGGACAUACCCCUCGAGACUGUCAUCAGUCACACGCCUUCGCAGUCGCCCUCCGCGGCCCAUAAUGAAAAGGGCGACCGAAGCCACAUGUUCAUGCGGGGACGCAGGAAGCAGGUUGCCAUAGACGAGAGGACGGGCGCGCCUCUGCCGCCAUCACGCUCUGAUACAGACAAGACGGCGCUCAACCGCAUGGGCAGGAUCUACACCAAGAUUCUAAACUACAGCAUUGUCACGCGCUACAUGAUCUACGUCGCUCCCAUUGCUCUUAUACUGGCUAUUCCUAUUAUUCUCUCACAAACCGGCACCAUCACUGGCUCGAUUGGCGGAACAAACCAGAAGAAGUUCUGGAUCUGGAUCGAGAUUAUCUGGCUGAGUUUCUGGGUCAUGAAGAUUGUGGCCCACUUUAUUCCCAAUGUCUUUGAGUUCUUGGUUGGUGUCGUCAGUCCUGGCGUCAAAAAGUACGUGCAGCUGCUGAGGGCCGUCGAAAAGUCGCUGUCGUUUGUGUUGUGGAUGGUUGUGAACCAGGCCACAUUUCCUGCUCUUGUUCGACCACUGCCUGACAGGGUUGGUGACAAGUACCCCGACUGGAUCAACACGAUGCAAUCGGUUCUGCUCGCGCUCCUCGUCUGCACCAUCAUCAUCCUCGCCGAGCGCGUCCUGAUCCAACUCAUCAGUAUCAGCUACCACCGCAAGCAGUUUGAUGACAAGAUCAAGGAGUCAAAGCGCAACAUCUACCUUCUCGGUAUUCUCUACGACACUUCGCGAAACCUGUUUCCCGCCUACUGCAACGAGUUUUCCGAGGAAGACUACAUUAUCCAGGACACUAUUCUCGAUCUUGGCUUUGGCAGCAAAAAGGGGUCAUCCAAGCAUGGUCGCUCUGGCAGCCGCACGCCCCUGCGCCUUAUCCAGGAAGUCGGCCGUGAUGCUGGUCGCAUUGGUGAUAAGAUCACAUCGGUUUUUGGCACAAUUGCUUCUGAAAUCACUGGCAAGAAGGUGUUUGACCCCAACUCUGCCCACUCGGUUGUCAUCACUGCCUUGGAGAGGAACAGGAGUGCCGAGGCUCUCGCCAGGCGCAUCUGGAUGUCCAUGGUUGUCGAAGGCAAGAACGCGCUCUACAUGGAAGACCUUGUUGAAGUAAUGGGAGCUGGCCGUCAAGAAGAAGCCGAGGAAUGCUUCAGUGCCAUUGACCGAGACGGCAACGGCGACAUUAGUCUGGAGGAGAUGAUCCUGACCGUGACCGACUUCGCCAGGCAGCGCAAGUCGAUCAACUCGAGCAUGCACGAUGUGGACCAGGCCAUCAACGCCCUGGACGGCCUCAUCAUGACCAUUGCCCUCAUCAUUUGUCUCUUUGUCUUCGUCGCCUUCCUUGCCCCGGCUUUCCGGGCCACUCUGACUACAUCGGCGACUGCUCUUCUCUCGCUGUCCUUUGUGUUCGCGACGACCGCCCAGGAAGUCCUUGGUUCCUGCAUCUUCCUCUUUGUCAAGCACCCAUACGAUAUCGGCGACCGUGUAGAUAUUACCAAAGAGGAGCUGACUGUCGAACACAUCCAGCUGCUCUACACCGUCUUCAAGCGCGUCGCCAACGGCAAGACUGUGCAGAUUCCCAACAUUGUGCUGAACGCGCUGUGGGUUGAGAACAUCACCAGAAGUAAGGCUAUGCGGGAACAGGUCUCUGUCUACUGCGACUUUGGUACAUCUUUCGAGGACAUCAAUCUGCUCAAGCUGGAGAUGCUCAACUUUGUUCGCGAGCCUGCCAACGCCCGCGAGUUCUAUCCUGAUAUCGACAUUGAGGUUGUCAGCAUUGCGGAGAUGAACAAGCUGGAGCUUCUGGUGGAAAUCCGACACAAGAGCAACUGGUCUAACGAAGCUCUUCGUGCUGCCCGCCGAUCCAAGUUCAUGUGCGCCUUGGUGGUUGCUCUGCGCAAGGUUCCUAUCAAUGGCCCAGGUGGCGGAGAUGCUACUCUUGGCUCGCAAGACAAGCCCACUUGGUCUGUCGCAGUCCCGCCAGAGGAGGCCAUUGCUGCAUACAAAAAGUACAAGGAGGCCGCUGAUGCAAGCCGCCUGCAGCCAGCCAACCAGCCCAAGAAAGAUGGCAGCGGUGCAUCCACUGGAGUCGACUACUUGGGUGCUGAAGACCAUGCCAUUUCUUCACUUAACAACCGCAGGCCGGGCCACGAUCCAGUCCGCGAUGAUACUUGGGAAGCGCGCGGCGACGACGCUAGUACGAUUGGUCGCCGCAGCACAGAUCAGAGGCCAGACCUUGACGAAGUCCGCGGUUUGCUGCGCAAGGCGAGCUCUGUAGGCAAGCGCAAGGGCGGGGCAUCGUUGUCGCCAUACGGCAUCCGCCCGUCCAUCGACACCGGCCGCCAGAACCCCCCACCGCCGCUACCACUGCAGGUAGUGCCAUCGGCUAGCCAGACAUCAUUCGUGUCCCAGUCAUCGGGGCUGGCGGCAGCGCCUUCUCGCGUUACUGGGCCCGCUUCGCCUAACUCUAUUUCUACAGGCCAUGUAGAGGAGUUUACGUACCAGACCAUUGUGCCCCCGCCCCGCUCGCAAAGCCGACCCCGCGGACCGCACACGGAGGAGGACGAUGGUGAGGGCGAGAGGCGAUGGGAAGUCAACUCGAACAAUCCAUUCAAGGGCUACUCGUCACCGGGAUCUCAGACACCGAAGCGCGACUAG